CCCGUCGUGCAUAGUUAAGUAUGUCGGCGAGUGUCGUCUGAUUUUGUACAAAUCGAUAUAGAGAGGCUAACGCAAGUAGCGAAAGUAAUUCAAGAAUGACAUAAAUCGCGUGUGAACACUGAUCCUCAAAAAUGAAUAGCAGACGAAACAAUGGAUACACAAAUCAGGACUUGGCCAAUCUUGAAGACGAUGAUUUUGAUGACUUUGGAGUAUUUGAGGGUGCUGAUCCUGUGGAAGGAGUGGCUGCCUCGGAAGACCAGGCUGCUGUCUCAUCUUGGGCAGCUUUUGCAUCAGCAUCAGCGAGGCUUCAACCAGAUUUGCUAUGUGCACAGAAUACUUUCCCAAGGUAUCUUGACCCUUCUGGUAUACCAGGUGUUCAGCAAGCAGUUGAUGGGGUUCAUAGUGGAGGAUCUGAUAGAUUGCAGGGCAGCCUUCCUUUACAUGAUGGUCACUUAAGUAAUGACACGCAAGAGCACCAAAGAAGUGAAGUAGAAGAGAGACUUUUUGGAGGAGGUUCCAUUCCAAUAGCUGAUGUCUUGGAUGGAACUUUUACAUCACCAUCCAGCCAUGGCCGAGCUGGUGCCACUGGAAACUUUCCAGCCAGCAGCAUGCUUCCUGACAUUGGGCUUGGCACAAUUCAGAACUGUGCAUUUUCAGAGCCAUCAGCAGUAAAUAGUUCUCAGAAUGCCAGGACUUCCCCAAACCCAGACCCUCCAGCUGCUGAGAGAGAAGAAAUAAGCAUGGGGCAAGAAAGUCUUUUACAGCCUCAAGCUGAAGAAAGUGGACUGGACAGGGAGGAAGUCAACACUGCACCUGUUCCUGGAAAUGAAAGCGAAAAUGUGGUAGCAACUGUAGAUGAAAGUCAGCAAAGCAGUCUGCAGAGUGAACUUGCAUCCCUUCAGUCAAGAAACCUUAGUCUGGUAGAAGAAUUGGAGAGAUGCCAAGUAGAGCUCGAGAACCAGAGGUUAAGGCUUCAAGAACUUCAGCGACAUCAUGCAGAGCAGUUGGAGGCUGUGAGACAAUCUGGUCAUGAUGCUCUAGUUGUGAUUGUUGAGCAGUAUAAGGAACUUUCCAAGACAGCAGUAUUGGAACAGCAGGAAAUUAGCCAGCAACACUUGCUGAAAGUCGUGCAGCAACAAGAAGAUGUUAUGCAGCAAGUACUUGAACAUCAGAAGCAGGAAAAUGAAAAGGCAAGAAGUGAAGGCAUAAGGCACAUGAAAGAAGAGCUGCAAACAGCACUGGAUCAUCUGCACCUCCAACAUAAAGAACAGUUUGAUGUAUUUCUGACUGAAGAAACAAGGAAACAAGAGGAAGCAAUUAAACUAGCUUUAGAGGAGGAGAGAGCCAGGUAUCAGCGCCAGAUUGAGGACAUCGUCACAGCAGAGCAAGCUAAAGCCAAGCAACACCUGCAGCAAGCUAAAGAUGACAUGGUUAGGCAGCUUGAAGAUAUGCAACAAAAACAUAACCAGGUGUUGAAAGAAGUACGGCUGGAAGAAAGGGAGCAAGCACAGAUUCGAUUAGUAGCCUGCCUGGAGCAAGAGCGAGAUCAGAGUAAAGAAUUGAUGUCCAGGGUAUUACAGGAGGCCCGCCAUGAGCAAGAGUUGUAUUUGGAGCAACAGAGACAGAGUGAUGCUGCUGUGAGGCGUAGAUAUCUGACAAGCUUAGAUCUCCUUCUGGAGAGUGCUCGGCUCCAGAUCAGCCAUAUGCUUACUUCAGAACCACACUCAGUUCCUCAUCUGCAGCAAAAGGAGGACAAUUCUUGAACCAAGCAGCAAAACUUUCUCAGACUGGACAUCGCUUUUCCCAUUUAGAAAUGGGCACUCAAACUUGCUAGCUCUUCAGACUUAACUCCAAGGUGCUGUGGGAUCAUAAUAUGAUGGAGCUUUUCUUAGAAGUGGAGAGGCUUUUUUUUCAGCACUCGCCAUGAGAACAAAACAGCUUUAAAGAUCUUGCUGCAUGAGAAUUAAAAGUUGUGGAAGACCAAACUAGUGAGAGAAAUAGUUUACCAUAUAGAAUUGAACACAUUUCUAUAUGUUUUAUUAGAUUGUUUUGAGAUUUGGCACUGGAUGCAUACUGAAAGGGAGAAGACAACAACUGUGGGAGAAGAGUUCCUUAAAGUGUGUAAAGGUGCCUUUCCACAAGUUAUUCUUAGGCAUAUAGCAUGCAAAAUAUGUUUAAUAUUGCAAGAUUAUUUCCUGUGGGAACAUGUAGGUCAUUUUUAUUUUCAUCUUGCCAUUUUUGUGAUUUAUGGGAUAGACUUUUGAAGGGGAUUUGUCGACUGGAUUUGUCUUAAGAUAAGCUAAAAUGUCUUAUAAGCUAGAUUUGGGAUGUCUUAGCAUGUAGCUGAUCAAUGGGCUGGACUUGGAGUGUCUUAGUAUAUGCUAAGGGGAUUCAUGGAGUAGACUUGGAAUGUUUUUAAAUAUACUUAGAUGCCUUAUCAACUAGACUUGGAAAGUAUUGAAAUGUGUUAUGGUAAUUAAUGGGCAGGACUUGGAAUGUGUUAUUGUGGUAAUGUGAUUCAUGGACUAGACUUGGAAGGUCUUUGGAUAUGGGUACUAAGAUACCUUAGACUUGGAAAGUUAAUGUGUUAUGGUAGUUAAUGGGCAGGUCUUGGAAUGUCUUAGUAUGUUCUAAACGGGAAUUUAUGGGCUGGGUUUGGAAGGUCUUUCAUGACUUCAUGGGUUAGAGUUGUGAUAAUUUAUGUGCCACUUAUCAAUUUGUCUUUGCCUUUGAACAGCAGAGCCUUCAUGUCCUAUUUCUGCUUUUUUACAACCUUGUUAAUAUUGAUAUUUUCACUUUUCUGCAUUAUGACAAUGUUUUCUUUGCAUACUGUCAGCAUUUUUUAAGAAGACAAUAUCUUUAAAUGGUAAUGACUGCUGGUUCCAAGAACUUAAUGUACAGUUUACUUUUUGGUUCAGAUCUUGAGCUUAAAGGACAAAGUCUUAAUUAGAACAAAAAUUCACCAGAAAAAUUUAGUUAUGAUCUGCUUAGUUGUACUUCCAUUUCCAUACUAAAAUAAAGCAGUCUAAUUUGCUUUUUAUCAUCAGCAUGGUACACUUUGAACUACUGGAUGCAAAGUAUGUCUUUUCUGGUUACUGUGUACGUUUUGUUUGGUCGCUUAUUACAUUCUAUUGAUUAUCAACUUAACCCAGUUUUCUGUUAUGCCUUUGAACACACCAUGUUACUUGUAAGCAGAACAGGAAAUAUAGUGCAUAUAUAUUAUAGCUACUAGGUUUAAGUUUGGGACUUCACCUAUACUUAACAAAAUUGAAAAGAAUUUUUACCUUGUACUUGAAACAGUAUAUGGCAGAACAUGAGACACUUUUGACAUUCUUGAUGUUGUACAAUUUCAGCAUUUAAUGUCUUUUAUGUUGAGUAAUUUGUAAAGACUUUGUCAAAGAUCGCUUAAUAAUGCCCUCUAUAUUAUUUAGUAAAGAUUUCAGUUUUCCAUGUAAGCUGAAAAAAAUCAGUUUGCUGAAAUUAGUGUUUGGAAAGGUUUAGGACACCCUACAUCCAAUAUUGGAAAUCACCAUGAAGAUUGUUGUCAUGCUAUUGGAGGAAAAAAAUUGUAACACAUCAAGUAUGAAAGACCCAGAGAGCUUGUGAUACAUGCAUCCCAAAUCUUCCAAGAAAUUGUCAUUAAUGUGUAGUGAAAGAAACUGGUUGUAAUUUCAGCACCUUCAAGGACUUUGCUCAUCUACUUAUCAGCCAUGUGUACACUUCGUGUAUACUUGUUAAAAGAUACUUGGAACAUGGAAUUUGUUAACUUCUUUUGCAUUAUUCGAGCUGCUUGAUGUGUAACAACCUGAACUGUUUAUCUGCUUAUUUGAACAAACGUGCUGCAGAUAAAGAACCGAUAUUUGUAAAAAUAACAAAUUAAACUAGACAUAACAAAUUUGAAAAAAUAACAUAACUUUGUCUUUGUACUUAUGUUGUUACAUCGUUGUGCAAUGUAGAUAAAAUUUUGGAUUGGUUUGGGUUUUUUAAAAUGCUUUCAUAAGCUUAGCCUAGUAUGUACAAGAUAUGAAUACUGUUGGUUGUAUAAGCUUACAUUUAGUUUUGAUAGCAAAUCUCAAACAUUGGUCAACUCAUCGCACUGAACUAGAAAAUUGUCAAACCAUUUAUUUUUGGUUUUGAGUGGAAUUUUUACUUUUGUUUUUUAAGGCCAUGGACAACAAAGGUGCUACAAACGAUCAUUAUAUGCUUGACUUAAAGGAACACAGGGAAAAUAAAUUACUGUGAUUGAUCA
This is a messenger RNA of Pomacea canaliculata, 4249 nucleotides long. Its product is annotated as coiled-coil domain-containing protein 91-like. The record is from RefSeq and is a predicted model, not a curated record. The transcript has 13 exons. Gene Ontology annotation, biological process: Golgi to lysosome transport. NCBI's taxonomy places the organism in Eukaryota, Metazoa, Mollusca, Gastropoda, Architaenioglossa, Ampullariidae. Bases 132 to 1763 code for a protein of 543 amino acids. Gene Ontology annotation, cellular component: trans-Golgi network.